CAAAAAACCCAGACCAAUAGUAACCCUAAAUAAUAAACCACCCAAUCUCUAUUCCUUCCCCACAACGAUGAACACUCCUAAGGCAGGCCUUUGAUAGAUUCUCGGCGAAUAACCUUCGCCGCUGCUUAGCAUGCGAUUGUCACAACACUGCGGCGCCGAUAAAUGGAUCGGAGUAGGAGGCUGAGGGACCCGUCUUGGUCUGCGAUUGUGGCGCGGCGUAGAGGAAUCGAGCCCGGCGGAGUAACCGGUUUUGAUCUGCGAUUGCGGCGCGGCGCAGAGGAAUGGAGCCGGGCGGAGGGACCGGUCUUAGUAUGCAACCGGUGAUUCCUUCAAGGAGCGAUUUGUGCCUCUCUUACUCCGAACGAAGCUUCCCAACCAGCAGCCGCACCAGUCAUAUUCUUUCUUUUCCAGAGGAUCAAUUGGCGGCAUCAGUUUUUUUCUUCUCUUGAGAACCAACCGCACAAACAACUAGAAGUCCAAGUAGUUUUCUUCCUUCACUCCUGGAACUGCCGCAGCAGCAAGAACUAAACUUCAUGUUUUGUUCAAUUUCUCCCAAUUCAAUUUAGUUUCCAAAGUAAUCAUUGUAAGUUUAGUUAUACUUUAUAUUACGUGUUCUCAAUUUUGGAUUGAAUAUCCAAGUGCUUUUUAUCCAAUUGCUAAUUUCAGAAUUUCUCAGAUGGCAGGGACGACAGAUUGCAGGAAACCCACCUACUGUUUGCAAUAUGAUGUUUGCAAUAUUUGUAUAAUAGAAGAUGAAAUAUUUCUUGUUCACUUAUUCAGACAAAGAGAGCAUCUGAAAUCAUUUUAUUGAUAUUCAUUAUUAGUGCUGGACCAUACGUGAACUACUAUUAAUGCUUCAUGUUCUAUUAGGCAAUGCUUUUGAUUCUUUGUUAUCCUUAAUCUAACCUUUUCUUAAAGAAGUUUCUGGAUUGGUGUAUGUACAUGAAUAAUAUUCUAGCUUUAUACUUUUACUUUUACAGGUAUGGGGUAUGGAGUAUAACCUAUUGUGUUUGAUACUUCGAUUAGUGUGCUAACAAUUGUUGUGCACUAAUCUCUUUUGAGCUUGAAGUCCUAUUUGUUUCCAAGCUAUGUUCAUGAUUUGUUCAAAUGCUGAUAAGAAAUGUGAUACCACUAAUGUUCCUGUACAAUGGCGAAGCAUAAUUCACCUUACCCGUAAUACAUUAGAAAUUUGCGGUUCUACUAUUUUCUGUGUUUCUUAGAUUCCUUAACGAAAUAAUUCUGAAAGUGUAAUACUUGCUGCCGGUCAACAGUAUGCUAUAAACAAUUUGCUUGAGAUUCAGCUACCAAUACUGACAUACUCUAAAAAGACUACCAAUACUGUUGGUAGUUCUGGAGACUAUGUUUCUCAAUUCUCAUUGCUUAGCUAUCAUUCAAUGUUGAAGGAAUGAAGAGGACACGUGGACAGAGGUUGCAAAGUAUUUUGAUGGGAAGUCGUUGAUAAUGCUUGCAGCAACUUGAAAGUGGUUUCAACAUGUCAUAAUGCGUGAGAGUGUCUGAAGCAUGCUUCUUUGCGUGACCUUGAGGUUUUUUAUCCUGGAAAAGUGGGCUGCAAAUGGAUCAAGCUAUACGCUACAGCCUUCGGUAACUAACUACUUUCACUUAAUACUUCCUAAUAAUCUAUCCACUGACAAUGAAAUCAUUUUUUUCAAUCUGAUGAAUUGCUCAAUUAUUGGUAGAUGUCAGUCAUUCUUACAUGUUCUGCCAGGCAGAUAAGCAAAUCCCCCUAAAUAAUAUUCUUAUCUGAUCUUCUUGACUCAAUUACACUUUUAUUUACAUAGAAUAAAAUCUUUUCCACUGUCAUCAAGGCAGUAUGAUUCAUCUCACUGAUUUCUCUCUAAAUAUAUGUAUACCAUGGCAGACUGGAUGCCCAUUGGAGCUUUUGUUUUCGAUUCACAAGUUGCACUUCUCACAGAAAAUGAUGGAGCUGAAUGGCAGAUGCAUGGUAAGCACUAUCAGGCAUGCCGGUAAGGUCACUUCAAUCCACUUCCACAUAAAAAGUACUUCUCGACUAAUUUUUCAUUAUAUAUGGAGUGGCAUGUGGAUUAUAGAUAUUGAUGUAUACAUAUGCACAAUAUAUUUUUCCCUGGGGGCUUCAGCCCUCUCUGUCUUCAAGUCUGCUUUUGCUUUAGCUUUAUUUAAACUGAACGUGUAUGUUCUGCUUAAGUUUGUUUUGGUUCAUUUGUCAUCUGGAUUAGUUUCAUUAAUUUUAGUCAAAUUCAAGAGGUUCUAAUCUGAGUUUGGAUUUGGCUUCUAAUGCUAGAUGCCACAAGAGUUUUAGGAGCAGGGGAACCUGAUAUUAAUGCAUGCAUAAAGCAACCUUCACAUAACUUGUAAAAUUUGAAGUACAAAAACAUCUUAUAAAUCAUACUAAGUUGUACUAAGUUGAACUAGAGUGAGAUUACUGUAAUGUCUACUGUAACGUCUACUGUAAUUUCUACUUUGCAGGUGAAGUAUGAUAGAAGCAAGUGAGGUUUCAAACGACGAAGUUGGUUGCAUAAGAUCUGGUUUCAUUCUGUGCAAGUCUGCAAAAGAAGAUAUGUGAAGGCCCUAGGAAGUGUGGUGUAAAAGUUAGACUUGUUAGUGUUUUGUUCUUGUAUAUUAGUUGUUUCGGGGUGUGUCCCCAUGAAUUAUGUAGUAUUUACAUUCACAUUUACGUGAGAAAUUGAGAUAUAAAUAAAAGUAUUUGAAUUAUGGUUAUUA
Molecule: messenger RNA, 2721 nt
Organism: Cuscuta epithymum
Lineage: Eukaryota; Viridiplantae; Streptophyta; Magnoliopsida; Solanales; Convolvulaceae
Source: the annotation of a GenBank genome assembly